Molecule: messenger RNA, 1999 nt
Organism: Gastrolobium bilobum
Lineage: Eukaryota; Viridiplantae; Streptophyta; Magnoliopsida; Fabales; Fabaceae
Product: UDP-glucose flavonoid 3-O-glucosyltransferase 6-like
Exons: 1
Coding region: 274-1716 (480 amino acids)
Molecular function (GO): UDP-glycosyltransferase activity
Source: RefSeq, a predicted model, not a curated record
UUUGUAAAAAUAAAAUUAUAAGUGAGACCCAUCUAAGAAAGAGAGAAAAAAAAAAGGGUGAGUCAUAAGAAAAUUAUUUAUCUAAUAUAAAAUGAGAGAAAUAUAUCCUAUAUGCAACUCACAUACGUCUUUCCUCCCCCGUUGAGGUGUCUCUUUCAUAGAUAAUUGAGUAAUAUUAAAUGUUACUCAAUUAAUUAUAUUCUGCUCCCAAGCUCUCUUCAAAGUCUCUGAGUUUUCAGUGUACUCCAUCCCUCACCACUACCAGUAACCACCAUGCCCAUGAUGAAGAAAGAUGCCCAACUUGUGUUUGUUCCUUCCCCUGGUGUGGGUCAUCUUGUGUCCACCAUUGAGUUCGUGAAGCUUCUCGUCAACCGUGACGACCGUAUCUGGGUCACUGUCUUGGUCAUGAAGUUACCAUUUGACACCACAACCGGUCCUUACACAGAAACCCUAGCUUCCUAUGAACGUGUCAAGGUUAUUAACCUCCCUGAAUGUCACGUUCCCACAAACUCUGAUGGUCCCUCCAAGCACACCUUCAUUGAUGACCAGAAACCCAACGUUAAAGAAGUUGUGUCCAACCUCACUCGCUCCGACUCGGAACCGCAACUCGCCGCGUUCGUGGUUGACAUGUUCUGCACAACCAUGAUCGAUGUAGCCAAAGAGUUUGGGGUCCCUACGCUGGUGUUUUUCACUUCCGGUAUUGCUUUUCUUGGUCUGAUGCUUCAUCUUCACACUCUCAGGGAACGAGACAACGUGGACAUCAGCGAGUUGGAGGAAUCGGACACUGAGUUGGCCAUUCCGAGUUUCGUAAACCCGGUUCCUUCGAAGGCUAUGCCUUCUUUGGUGCUACAGAAGGAAUGGGAGACAGUUUUCUUGCGCUUUGGGAAAGGGCUGAAGGAAGCCAGUGGUAUCAUUGUAAAUUCAUUUGAGGAGCUAGAAUCCCAUGCGGUUCACUCAUUUUCUGGUAGUGGUGUACCCAUAUAUCCAGUGGGACCCAUACUAAACCCUAAGGCUAAGGGUGACCAAGUCACUGAGUCUCACUCUGAAAUUCUCAAGUGGCUUGAUGAUCAACCUCAUGCCUCGGUAAUAUUCCUCUGCUUCGGGAGCAUGGGUUAUUUGGAUGAUGAUCAGAUAAGAGAGAUCGCGCGUGCCCUUGAGAGCAGUGGGGCCCGCUUCCUGUGGUCCAUACGGAAACCCCCACCAAAGGGUUCUACUUCCAGGAUGGUAUCGCCGUCUGAUUACUCUCCUUCCGAUUUGGCUGCGGUUUUACCCGAAGGGUUCUUAGAUCGGACGGCAGGGAUUGGAAGGGUACUUGGAUGGGCCCCUCAGGCCCAAGUUCUGGCCCAUCCAGCCACAGGAGGGUUUGUUUCUCAUUGCGGUUGGAAUUCUACCCUUGAGAGCAUAUAUUUCGGUGUGCCCAUUGCCACGUGGCCGCUCCAUGCCGAACAACAGACAAAUGCAUUUGAACUGGUGCGAGAGCUGAAGAUGGCUGUGGAAAUUGCGGUGGAUUAUCGGGUGGACUUCAGGACUGGAAGUAACUAUGUUUUGAGUGGAGAGAAGAUAGAAAGAGGAAUAAGGAGUGUGUUGGAGAAAGAUGGAGAGAUAAGGAAGAAAGUGAAGGAGAUGAGUGAAAAGAGUAAGAAGACAUUAAGUGAAGGUGGGUGUUCCAGCUCUCAUUUGGAACGUUUAAUUGAUUAUAUAACGAGUCAGGUUUGAAUUUAUCCUUGUAAGUUGUAACCAUGAACAUAAUAAGUCAUGCUUACACUUGUUUUGAAAAAAAAAAAAAAAGUUGCAAUGUAUGUUGUUUUUUAUUAUUAUCUAAAAUGAAAUCAUGGAAAACUGAUGUUUAAAUAUUGGUGUUCAUGGAGAAUGUUUAAUGAUAGAUAUUUCUGUUGAAGAGGAAAAAAGUUGCAAGAUUUUACAUUUUUACUCCUUGCAACAAUUAAUUACUGACCCCUUAUGAGAAUUUAUGUAUUUAGAUGUAAGACGGAGGCGUUGU